Messenger RNA from Leptopilina boulardi, 1665 nucleotides. Its product is annotated as transmembrane protein 222. Lineage: Eukaryota; Metazoa; Arthropoda; Insecta; Hymenoptera; Figitidae. Bases 247 to 780 code for a protein of 177 amino acids. The transcript is spliced from 4 exons. The record is from RefSeq and is a predicted model, not a curated record.
UUUUAACAAGCAGACGACAGUCAUUGUGACAAUUGUCUGUUUACAUCACAGAAGAUCAGUGUUUUAUAGUGAUUAUAGUUAUUUAAAUAAAUUUUACAGUGAGAAUUGAAAUAUUAAAAAUAAAUAAAUUGAAAAAGUUUAUGAAAAUGUAGUUUUCAAUGAAAAAUGAUAUGUCAUUUUAGAGGAAAUAUAACCGGUCUUUUUUUUUCCUUAUUGGAAGAAAAUUGUUUAUUUUAGUGAAAAAUAAUGCAAGAUUCUAUAGAGAUCUCGGAAAAUUCAUCGAUAAUGGUUACAGCUAUUGAUCCUGUGAGACACAGAUUUCCUUUUUGUGUGGUAUGGACCCCGAUUCCUCUUUUAACAUAUUUAUUUCCCUUUAUUGGACACAUGGGAAUAGCAACAUCAACAGGAAUAAUUGUUGAUUUUGCGGGUCCAUAUUGUGUCUCGGAAGAUUCCAUGGCAUUUGGAUGGCCAACGAAAUAUUGGCAAUUAAAUUAUGCAAAAGCAAAGGGAGGAGUACAAGGAUGGGAUUCAGCAAUUGCUGAAGGAGCACAAGUUUAUAGAGGAAGAAUGCACAACUUAUGCUGGGACAACUGUUAUUCUCAUGUUGCUUUGACAUUGAAAUUAAUGAAUUACAAUAACACGAGUCAUUGGAAUAUGAUAAAAAUUGGUUUUCUCAUGACUAUUUAUGGAAAAUACAUUAGUUUCCGUCAUUUUGUCCAAACAUGGGGACCUUUUACUCUCAUCAUCUCUAUAAUUCUCCUGAUCUACUUUUUGACAUAAAAAUUAAUUAUUGACAAUUUUUUUAUUCUUAAUAUUAAUUAUAAUUGAAAUAAUUAAUUAUGAUAAUUAAUUAUUUUGAAAAAUAGUCAAUUUUUAAUAGAAGCGAAGAGAAAAAUCAAAGAACAAUUUUUCACUAUCACUUAGGAACUAUACAAUAAUUUGUUAAUUUGAGGUAAAUUUUUGAUAGUACCUAUAAAUAUUUGUAUAUUUGCGAGUGUUUCUUUUAUGUAAAUAUUUUAAUACAUACAAUUUAUUUAUAAAAACACUGUGUUAAAUUCUUUAAUAAUUUUUUUUUUUUUAAAGAACUAAUUCUGUUUAAUUAGUUUUAUUAAAUGGAAUCAAAUUUUUUAUAGUAAAAUAUUUUAUGUCUAUUUAAGGAUGAGGAUUUCAAUAAAAAAAACGGAAGUACAAGCUUUUAUACUAUAAUAAAAUAUGGCGAAUUCUAAUAAUUACAUUCAAUGAAAUUCUCUCCUAAGACAACAUAAGAAUAUUCCGCGUUAUACAAAAGUAUUUUCUAUUUAAUAACUAGUUGACAUUUGUUUGUUCAUUAAAAUAUUCAAAUAUAAAAUAUUUAUGUAUAUACAGAUAACAGAAUUACAAAUUAAAAUUGACUAAUUAACUUAAAAAUUAUUUUUUUCUUUCGAAAGAAAAAAAAACUAUCGUGACUAAAAUUAUUUUUUUAAAUUAAUAAUUAUAGUUAAUUUAUAAUUAUUAAUUAAAUGAAUAUAUUUUUGCCAUGAUAAUUUAACAUGUCUUAUUUUAUGGUGAAUGUAAAAAUAUUUUUCACCUCUUAAUUUUAAAUAAGUAGAUUUUUUAAAUUAAACUAAGAAAAACCAGUCAAAAGUUGUUAUUGUUAUAGUUACAAAAAAAAAAAAAAAAAAAUAA